UCUGGGGUCCCCCAGUGCUUGUCUGUCUGCGAGCUCGCGACUGCUUGGCGCAGCCUUCGGAGGCCGAGUGGAAGUGCCGGCAAUUGAUAGCUGCGCUGUUUGCAUAGCUGACCACCCACUGAAGCCAAGACACGUGAAACUACUGUCCACUAAAAUGGGCCUGAAAGUCACGUGGGACCCACCCAAAGAGGCUACCAGUAGACCUGUGGACCAUUACAACAUAGCCUAUGGGAAGUCCCUGAAAAGCCUCCAAUACAUCAAGGUGAAUGCGGACACCCUCUCCUUCCUCAUUGAGGAUGUGGAGCCGGGGGUAGUGUACUUUGUGCUGGUUACUGCAGAAAACCACAGAGGAGUGAGCCGUCCUGUGUACAGAGCUGAAAGCCUGCCGGGAGGUGAUUGGAUCAAGCCUGAUGGUUUUCCCAUUCAGGGUCCAGGACUGUUUAAUGAAAUCGUCACAGAAAAGGAAGUGCCCAACAAGCCCUUGCGGGUCCGAGUCCGAUCCUCAGAUGACCGGCUGUCUGUUGCGUGGAAGGCGCCACGCCUCUCUGGAGCCAAGAGUCCACGCAGAUCACGUGGCUUUCUGCUGGGCUACGGGGAAAGUGGCCGGAAGAUGAAGUAUGUUCCGUUGUCGAGAGACGAACGAACCCAUGAAAUUCAAAAGCUCGCCUCCGAGUCGGUGUACGUGGUUUCCCUGCAGUCCCUGAACGCGCAGGGAGGCAGCCAGCCGGUGUACCGCGCCGCGCUCACCAAGCGGAAGAUCUCAGAAGAGGACGAGCUGGAUGUCCCCGAAGACAUCACUGUCCGGGUGAUGUCCUCUCAGUCCGUGCUGGUCGCCUGGGUAGACCCUAUUCUGGAAAAGCAGAAGAAACCUGUUGUCUCGAGGCAGUACACCGUGCGCUACCGCGAGAAGGGCGAGCUGGCCCGAUGGGACUACAGACAGGUGUCCAACAGACGCGUGCUGGUCGAGCACCUCAUCCCCGACACCAUGUAUGAAUUUGCAGUCCGCAUUUCUCAGGGCGAGAGAGACGGCAAGUGGAGCACCUCCGUCUUCCAGCGGACACCGGAGUCUGCUCCCACCACGGCUCCUGGAAACCUCAACGUCUGGCCAGUCAACGGCAGGUCCACUGCUGUCACUGUGGCGUGGGACGCAUUGCCAGAGACGGAAGGGAGAGUGAAAGAAUACAUUCUUUCAUACGCCCCGGCUCUCAAACCAUUCGGAGCAAAGUCCCUCACCUAUCCCGGAGAGACGACUUCUGCCCUAGUGGAUGGCCUGCAGCCUGGGGAACGCUAUCUGUUCAAAAUCCGGGCCGCAAACAGGAGAGGAGUGGGGCCUCACUCCAAAGCCUUCAUUGUCGCUAUGCCAACAACCACAGCUGGGCCCAGUGAGCCCCGCGCUCCACAGAAAGCCGACGCAGACGACGACGCCUGGAAGCCUGAAAAAUCUGCUUCUCCCCAGAGCAGGACCAGCAAGAAUCCACUUCUUGAUUUAAAGAACAAAAUCCUGGCAGGUGGUGGGGUGUCGAGGAAACCCCUCCUGCGCCCCAAGUUGGACCUUCAGUCGACAGAAGUCUCUGAGGACGAGGAGCUGGAGUCCCCGACUCACCCAGCCACAGUGCUCUCGGGGACCCGAGACCAGAGGCCACCACCUGCUCCGCCCCUUCGGUCAGCUGCCGGCCGGACGCCAACGAGAGGCCGAACUGCGGGGGUGCCGAGGCGGCCUCCCAGUCCAGGGGCCUCAGCCCCCUCUGAGGACAGUGCUCGCCGCCCUUCGGGGGGACCCGCUACCCGCCUUCCCGCCCGCUCUGCUGACAAUGACUCUCUGGACCCCGAGGAGGAGGCUCCGGCUGCCCACUCAGUCCACCCCAAAACUGCCGGCUCCCCACAGCUGCCCCCGUCGCGGCCGGCCCUGUCCCCCAGCCGCCCCUGGGAGCCCAGAGGCUCCUCGAACCACGGCCCCAAGCCAGCCUUGCCUGCCCGGAGACCACCCCACGCGGGGAACGGGGUGCCCGAGGGGUCCCGGCCUCUCGCACCUGCCCCUGCAGGCUCUGCGCGUCUGUCCCCAAGAACACAGGCGUCCCAAGUUGGUGCUGAGGCAGAUGAGGAGCAGGAUGCUGAAGGCAGAGGGGGCCAGGGCGAAGCGGGGGCCCCUGUGUCCGGCCAUCUCAGUUUGCUCCGAAACAGACCCCUUGUGUCCCCGGGCAGACACCCCAGCAGGUUCAGCAACAGCCGGGGGCUUCGGCUCCAGCCCUCCAAUGCCCUGACACCCCCAGAGUCACCCCGGGCCACCUCCAGGGGGGCCUCUCACCCCGCUCCCGACCCCCGGCGGGGCUCAGGGACCCACGGAGAAGGCAAAGAAGAAGAAGAAGAAAAGCCCCUGGCAAGCACAGUGCUCAGGGACCACAUGCCCUCCUCCUCCAGGCAGCCGACCCACCGGGGCCUGGACCCUCUCAGGAGGACGCCCCUACGAGGGGUGAGCCCGCAGAGGCAGAACCCCAAGGCGGCCAGUUCCUGGGCAGACGCCAAGACCAGCGACGCUGAGCAGAGCACGGCAGAGCGUGUGGAGGGGGCCGCCCCCAAAACGCACCUGUACCCUGGCCAGGGGUCCUCCCCGCAUUCCCGCCACCAGCCGGGAUCCAGUUUGCCCAAAAGGGCACCAGACCAGAGCCCCCCUGAAAAGCAGCCCCCUGGUGCCCCAAGCCAGGCAGGGAGGCGCCCCUCCUUCUCCGACCCUUAUGCCUCGCGGGGCAGCCUCACCGCCAGCUCCCGCGGGGUGCUCCCCACCGCCCCCCAGAAUCAGCACAGGGAUGCUCAGAGCAGAGCGAGUGGAACCCAGGAGGACAGCAUGGAAGCGGAGGCUCAGGGGACCCGGGCCAAGGACGCCACCCCGAUGCUGCCCAAACAGCGCCAGGUGGAGGCAGGCGGCAGUCAUCUCCGCAGGCCCGUGGGCUCGUCCCUGAGGCCCAGCAGGCCAGGGUCCCCGCACCCCUCCACGCUCGCCAGGGGCUCGGGGAGAGGGGGCGCCCCGACGGCGGGGCAGAGCAGCGCGUCCAAAAGGGAGCCGCAGAGGUCCAAGUCACUGCAGUCAGUCGAGGAGGAGGAGGAGGAGGAGAAGGAGGAAGGGGAGGAGGAGGAGGACGCGCGCUUCUUCCCUCGCCGGAAGGGCGAGGACCCCGUGUCCUCCUCGGCGCCCAGGUGGCCCCCGUCCAGCCCCAGGGCCAGCGGCGUCGCAGAGGGACACGCGGCCCAGGGGGAGCGCGACGAGCGGGAUCCUGGACUGGAACGAGCGUCUCCCCGGGCCGGCCCCUCCGCCACAGCCCGCCCGUGGUCCACCACCCGCGCGCCCCCGGUCCACUCGUCCACCACCCCCAUGCUGUCCCUGCGCCAGCGCAUGAUGCACGCCCGGUUCCGGAACCCGCUCUCCCGCGCCCCCGUGAAACCCCCUCUCAGACAAGGUUAUAAUGGCAGACCCAAUGUAGAAGGGCACGCUGUCUCUAGUAGUAAUGGAAAACCAAGUGGACAAAGAAUUAUCAACGGCUCUCAUGGAACAAAGUGGGUGGUGGAUCUUGAUCGUGGGUUGGUAUUGAAUGCAGAAGGAAGGCAUCUCCAAGAUUCACAUGGAAACCCUCUUCGGGUUAAGCUAGGAGGAGAUGGCCGAACCAUCGUGGAUCUGGAAGGGACGCCCGUGGUGAGUCCCGAGGGCCUCCCCCUGUUUGGGCAGGGGCGGCACGGCCAACCCCUGGCCAGUGCCCAGGACAGACCCAUUUUGAGUCUUGGAGGAAAACCAUUGGUGGGCUUAGAGGUCACCAAAACCACCACACGUGCCCCCACCACCACCACCACCGUACCCACCACCACCACCACCACCACCGUACCCACCACCACCACCACCACGCCCCCCACCACGACUGUGCCUUCCACCACAAUGACCACCCGGAGGCCCAAGACUACCACCACACGCCGCACAACCACGACCACCACCCGGCGGCCCCCAACCACCACCCGGCGCCCUCCGACGACCACCACGCGUCGUACAACCACCACCACGCGCCGCACGACCACCACGCGCCGCACAACCACUGCACAGACCACCACCACCCCUGAGCCCACCACCCCCAGCCCCACCUGUCCCCCCGGGACCCUGGAACGGUAUGACGAAGAAGGCAACCUGAUCCUAGGCUCCAGAGGGGUCCCUGAGUGUGUCCCUGAAGAAGAUGAUUCCUCGGGGUUGGACUCAGCAGCACCCACCGAAGAACCUUACCUUGUCUACGACGAAGAUUAUGACAUUGGGACUUCGAGGAGGCCACCAGCCACUCCCAGGGCCCCCACCACUGCUGAUCUUCCCAGGAUCAUCUCUCCAGAAGGUUCCAUUAGUUCCUUUCCUGAAGAAGAGUUGGAUCUUGCUGGAAAGAAGAGAUUUGUUGCUCCGUAUGUGACCUAUCUGAGUAAAGACCCAUCAACUCCAUGUUCUCUGACUGACGCUCUGGAUCACUUCCAAGUGGAAAGCCUGGAUGAAAUCAUUCCAAAUGACCUGACAAAGACUGACCAGCCUCCUCAGCAUGCCCCCCGAAAUAUCACUGUGGUUGCUAUGGAAGGUUGCCACUCAUUCGUCAUUGUAGAUUGGGACAAGGCCAUCCCAGGAGAUGUAGUAACAGGCUACUUGGUGUACAGCGCAUCCUAUGAAGACUUCAUCAGGAACAAGUGGUCCACGCAGGCCUCCUCGGUCACUCACCUGCCCAUCGAGAACCUGAAGCCCAACACGAGGUAUUAUUUUAAAGUUCAAGCCAAAAACCCUCAUGGCUAUGGCCCCAUCAGCCCCUCUGUCUCCUUUGUUACUGAAUCAGACAAUCCUUUGCUUGUUGUGAGACCACCAGGUGGUGAGCCCAUCUGGAUCCCAUUUGCUUUCAAGCACGACCCUGGUGCCACCGAGUGCCACGGGCGCCAGUACGUGAAGAGGACCUGGUACAGGAAGUUUGUGGGCGUUGUUCUUUGCAAUUCUCUGCGGUAUAAAAUCUACCUCAGUGACAACCUCAAAGAUACAUUCUACAGCAUCGGAGACAGCUGGGGAAGAGGAGAAGACCACUGCCAGUUUGUGGAUUCACACCUCGAUGGAAGAACAGGGCCUCAGUCCUACAUAGAAGCCCUCCCUACCGUCCAAGGCUACUACCGCCAGUAUCGCCAGGAGCCCGUCAGCUUUGGCAACAUUGGAUUCGGCACUCCUUACUACUAUGCAGGCUGGUAUGAGUGUGGGGUCUCCAUCCCUGGCAAGUGGUAACCCCACCUGGUCACACCGGAAGCCCACCCUGCUUGGAUCCCUGUUCUCACUUGCCCUCAGGGCUGUGAACACUGUCCACCACAAGGACAGUGUCCCAACCUCCAUGGGCCCAAGGGUCAGCCUCAAGCUGGACACUGGACAUGUCAGACACCUUCUGCCUAGAACUCAGUCUUCCUGCCUGGACUUCACAUGGGACCCGCUGUUCUCUUCGCUUAUCCUUUGUUUGGUUUGUUGAUCUCAUCCUGGAGACCAUCACAGGGAUUCCCUCUGACUCAGAGCAAUUGUCACAAGUUUUGGGCACGGAACCCAGACCCUUCCAUCUCUUCUGGUAGCAGCAUCGUGUACAGUGCCUGUUUCAUGGAACCCUCCCAAUUUCUUCUUCCUCAUUGGGAUCCUCUUAAAAUAACCAAAUUUAAGCUUUGGGAUUCUCUAUGCAAUUGAACUAAACAACAGAACACACAACCAAAGAAAAUGUAUCUUACCUAAGAUUUCUCCCAUGGAUUACCCACCACUAGACCAAAUGUAUCAGAUCUUAUUUGUAAAUUCUCGAUUUUUGAGAUAUAUAUGUGUAUAUAUGCAUAUACAAUCCACACUCGUCUGCAGGAACAUUGAUUAAAAAUG
Sorex araneus (European shrew) is the source of this 5893-nucleotide messenger RNA. It is a transcript of the gene FNDC1, whose product is annotated as fibronectin type III domain containing 1. The transcript is spliced from 23 exons. Lineage: Eukaryota; Metazoa; Chordata; Mammalia; Eulipotyphla; Soricidae. Bases 155 to 5272 code for a protein of 1705 amino acids. The record is from RefSeq and is a predicted model, not a curated record. Gene Ontology annotation, molecular function: protein binding.